Messenger RNA from Helicoverpa armigera (cotton bollworm), 3911 nucleotides. Its product is annotated as putative glycerol kinase 5. Gene Ontology annotation, biological process: phosphorylation; glycerol-3-phosphate biosynthetic process; triglyceride metabolic process. Gene Ontology annotation, molecular function: phosphotransferase activity, alcohol group as acceptor; kinase activity. The coding region runs from base 216 to 1868 and encodes 550 amino acids. The transcript is spliced from 11 exons. Lineage: Eukaryota; Metazoa; Arthropoda; Insecta; Lepidoptera; Noctuidae. Gene Ontology annotation, cellular component: mitochondrion. The record is from RefSeq and is a predicted model, not a curated record.
CACCAAUGACAGUCAGCUGACAGAAAUUGACCGACUGAAACCUGUAUUUCAAUUUCAAAGUAAAUUGUAUUGUGUGUCCAAUCUAACUACACAUACUACGUAUUGUAUUGUAUUUUAUCAAAGAGAAAUGAGUGCGGCCGAACACGACACGCUAUUAUUCAUUUAAGCUAUCGCCAGUAAAAUAGUUUGGUGACAAUUCAGUGUAGAUAAAAAACAUGGAAGAAAAAUAUAUUUUAACUUUAGACAUAGGCACCAGUACUAUUCGCUCUUUUAUUUAUAAUUCAAGAGCCGAAACAGUUGGGAAAGCGGUUGAUCAGGUGGUGUUGCAUUACCCACACCCUGGCUUCGUUGAAAUAGAUCCUGAUGAGCUAUGGACCUCUGUAGUCAAUGUGGUACAAAAAUCUUUAAAAGAUGCAAACCUCACAGCUGGCCAGAUGACAGCCAUGGGCAUAUCAACACAGAGAGGCACAUUUAUCAACUGGUCUCGUAAAACUGGCAAGCCAUUCCACAAGUUCAUAACCUGGAAGGAUCUUAGAGCAGACAAACUGGUCAGACAGUGGAACAAUUCAUAUAUAUGGAAGCUGUUCAAAGCAAGUGCCUACAUAUUGUAUCUUAUCCUUAGGAGCAAAAGAUUUAAAGCAGGAAGUGUAUUUAAAUUUAUGAACACACAGACAUGCUUGAGAUUGUAUUGGGCGUUCCAAAACGUGCCGGCGUUCAAGACUGCGGUACAAGAUGAUGAUGCACUAUUCGGUACCUUGGACACAUGGUUAUUAUAUAAGUUGACAGGUGGGAAAGUUCACAUGACGGAUGUGUCAUCAGCUUCGGCUACCGGUUUCUAUGACCCAUUCACGAUGCAAUGGGCAGGCUGGGCCAUGACUAUGUUGAAGAUACCCAGAGCAGCGCUGCCAGAAGUUGUCGAUACCGCGGGUGAUCACUUCACUAGUACUCUGCCAUCGAUAUGGGGACAUCCGAUACGCAUCCUUAGUUGUAUGGCAGACCAAACAGCCUCAAUGUGGGGUUCAUGUUGCUUCGACAUCGGUGACGUGAAACUCACCAUGGGUACUGGCACGUUCUUCAACAUAAACACGGGGACGGAACCUCAUGCCAGCGUGUCAGGGUUAUACCCCAUCGUCGGCUGGAAGCUUGGAGAAGAACUGGUGUUCUCCGCAGAAGGAGCGAACAAUGAUACCGCUUCGAUUAUCAAGUGGGCGCAGAAUUUAGGACUGUUCGACAAUCCUGAGGACACAGCCGACAUAGCGCAUUCAGUUCAGGACACCGACGGAGUAUACUUCAUACCAGCAUUCAGCGGGCUUGGGCCGCCAUACAACGACGGCUCAGCAGCAUCAGGGUUCAUAGGCAUGAAGCCGUCGACGACAAAGGCGCAUCUUGUCCGAGCCGUGUUGGAGUCGCUCGCUUUCCGUACCGCCCAGUUGUAUAGCUGUGUGCUCAGUGAGACUAAUUAUGCGUUCCAUACUAUCAGACUAGACGGCGGUGUAUCUAACAACGACUUCAUAGCUCAGUUAGUGGCAGACCUCACAGGGUUGCGUGUGGAACGACCCGUGCACGUCGAGAUGUCUUCACAAGGCUGUGCCCACAUCGUUGGAUAUAAAUUAGGUAUUUGGAAAUCAAAGGACCAACUGAAAAAACUUCGAAAAAUAGACUGCGUAUUCAACCCUCGUCCUCAAAUGAAGAAAGCGUAUGAGGUUACGUUUUUAAGAUGGCAGGACGCCGUCAAACGUAUGUGUGGUUGGUACAACGGCGACACUUCGUCUCAAGUCAUAUCGGAUUCUAGUAGUAAUUCAGUGACGCCACAGAAUAGCUUUAAGGUAAGUGCCGGUCGCAGGAAGAAUGGCAGUAUACCCAAAUAGCGGUGGCUUCUGUGCCUGCUCGCGAUAUUCGCCGCGGGCUUGCCUCUCUGCAGGUGAUACAGGCCUUUCAAACGGAGGACUUCCAUCAAGGAGUUCCAGUUAAAAAUACCAUAGACACGUACUACGGUGAAUAAGACUUAUUGGUACCACAGAUAUAGAACCUAUUUGAAUGACUAAAAAGUUCGAACACCUUGGAAAGUUUACGAGAUAGUGCCACCGCGUCUUAUGUGCAGUUGACAGAUGUCAGUUUUCAAUGGAUGACAGCAUUUUUUUACUGAUUGAGAGCAACUGUCUACUGCACCAAAACAGCCAGAGUCGACCCAUAUAAUUUUGACUGUAUGCAAACUAAACGACCCUUCGGAAUAAGACUUGAUAAAUAAACCACAGAGCAAAUAAACUUUAAUUGUAAACUAAUUUACCAGUGAUUAUGGUGAACUACUCAAUAUAGCUGUGAGAAGUUUAAUUUAGUGCCUGUUACAUUUAGAUAAACUGAGAUACUGUUAAGCUAUAUCAAAGAUUUAUUAUAUGUUAAGAUAAGAAUAAUAUUAUGUAUGAAAUACGCGACUAUGAUACGCUUAGGUCUUUGUGUGAUUGGCGUUUAACGUAGACAAAAGUGCAAUAUUUCUGCUCAAAGGUUGAUGAUUGGUGUCUUGACGUAUGCAUGUUUGGUUAAAAGGUACUACUAUUAAUUAUGUUAGUGUGAAUCCUGUUUUAUUACUGCGUGAUAGAGUCCAUUAUUGAGUGAAUGUAGGUACUUCGGUUAAGUAUAUAAUAAUACCAUGACAGAUUGAAUUUAGUUUGACAAACACAUUAUCAGUAAGAGUAUGAAAAGAAAAAGGGAGAGAGAGAUGAAGGGAUAGGGACAGAUGUCUCUGGUAGGGUUGUGACGCAGAAUAAUCAAUCUUUUUUAGUUGCAAAGCAUUGUCAUUCAUUAAUAAAAAAAAAUGCGCUGUGAAUUUUUAUUACCAUUUGAUUUGAUCAGUGUAAUGUUAUUAGUAGUCAAUAUGAGAUUAUUUUCCGUUGCUAAGUAUAUGGUGGAUGGUAAGAAAAUUUAAAAGACGUAGUUUCAAGCUCAAUGUAAGACUGGAGUGCUAUGUUCUAGCUGUUAUUAUUUGUGAUAUCAUUUGAUGUAUUGGAAGGUAUGAGAAAAGGUUUAAAUUUUGUACUUUCAAAAUUUUGCCGCAUUCAGUUCAAUAUAAUAAUUGUAAAAUAAGCAUUAAAUUUUAUUACGAUAUUUUUUCUCUGGCUUACAAAAAGAAUAUUACAAUUUACGAGUUUCCUUAAUCAUUGAAAAGGGGUUUAACAUAAAAUACAUAUGUUUCGAGGAAAAGCAGACUUUUUUAGCACAGCAAGAAAGAUUUGUAAUUAAUUUGUAGGUAAAAUGUUUGCAGAUUUUGAUUACUAAUUGACACUCAUUUCUAUCUUGCCUAUUGCCUUACACAAAAAGCUAAAUACAGCCGACUAAAAAAAAAAAAAUACAUGAUGAUCAUAAUAUGAUGAUGUAUGCAAAUAAUCUUUAAUUGUGUGAUUGAUAUUCCUGCUCAUUUAAAUUAAGUUGACAUAGAAAGACAAUAUGUAUUAUAUAUUUUAUGUUGUUUAAGUUUAUAAAUAAAUGUUACUUUAGUCAUUUCGUAGCUGCUAAUUGUUCCUAAUGUUAAUUGGUUAGCUUUUUGUAUCAAAUCAAAUUUUAAUAUCUUUUUCUACCCUUCCAUGACAUUUUAUUGAAGUUACGGCUUCUAAUGUUUAAUAUCAAAUUUUAAAGGUUACUAAGUAGAUUAAGUGUAAUUAUUAUAAUAAUUUUAUAUGACCUAUAUGUAGUUAGUGAAUUGUAUUUGUAAAAAACAGUACAUACUUUAAGUUUUAUAAUUUUUUAUUAGGCAAUUUGUAUCCCUUGAUGAGUGAAUUAUUUUCUUAAGCUUGUGCAAACAUCGAAAUCCUACAAUGUGGGCAGCUGUUGGUUAGAUGAAAUAUUAUAAUUAUCAUUUUAUUUGACAUGACACUGUAAAAAGAAUACUUCAAAAGUAAAUUCCAUGAAAUACUGAA